Messenger RNA from Arctia plantaginis, 3402 nucleotides. NCBI's taxonomy places the organism in Eukaryota, Metazoa, Arthropoda, Insecta, Lepidoptera, Erebidae. The record is from the annotation of a GenBank genome assembly.
AUGUCUAAACGCAAUAGUACUGGUGCUGCAAAUACUUUAUUCAAUUAUUUUGCCAAGACUCCUCCGGCUAAUAAGAAGACAAAAGUUGAUACACAAAUUGACAACAGCCCGAAAUUAAAUACUUCAGUUAGUGAAGAAAAUAAACCAAAACCUGAAAACAAAAAGCGUGAGAGGCAGCCAACGACACCUCCUGAAACAAGGAACAGUAGUGAUUCUGAGGAUGACAUCCCGGUGCCCUCUAAACGUCGUAAAAGGAUCCGACUACAACCAAUGGACUCUGAUGAUUCUGACACUGAAAAUAAAACAGAUAAUCGAAUGGACAUUUCACCAGAAAGGGAGAAGAAAUCAAUUAUAGAGAAAAAGUUGCAGGACAGUUUUAAAUAUGAACCCAAUCAGUCUCCAAAGAUAAAGAAACCAAUCAAACCUAUUAUCAAACCAGAAACCAGUAAUGGGCUUGCUAGUACUCCUCCUAAAUCUGCAGAAGAGAAGACAGCAGUAGCAUAUGAAGGCAACUGGGUCCAUUGCAAGUUAGACUGGUUGAAGCCUGAGAAAAUUAUGGAUGCUCACAGAAGAAGGCCAGACCAUCCAGAUUAUAAUCCUAGCACACUGUAUGUGCCGCCAGAAUUCUAUAAAUCUCAGACUCCUGCUCAUCGCCAGUGGUGGGAGAUGAAAUCUUUGCACUAUGACUGUGUACUGUUCUUCAAAGUUGGCAAGUUUUAUGAACUUUAUCACAUGGAUGCGGCUGUUGGGGUUAAUGAACUUGGUUUCUCUUACAUGAAGGGUGAUUUCGCACAUUCGGGCUUCCCAGAAAGUGCGUACAGCCGAAUGUCGUCAACACUAGUGUCAAAGGGGUACAAAGUAGCACGUGUUGAACAAACUGAAACUCCUGACAUGAUGCAAGAAAGGUGUAAGAAAACUGGCCAAAACACAAAAUGGGACAAAGUGGUACGCCGCGAAAUAUGUCAAGUGUCAAUGCGCGGCGCGCAAGUGUGCGGGCUGCAGGACGCGGGGCCCGCCGACGCCACCGCACACUAUAUGAUGGCUAUUGCUGAAGAGGAGAGUAAUAAUGGCUGCAGUACAUAUGGAGUGUGCUUCGUAGAUACGUCUAUAGGAUUAUUCCACGUGGGACAGUUCCAGGAUGAUAAGCAUUCCUCAAGGCUUCUCACUACAUUGGCGCAUUUUCCACCGGCUUUGGUAAUAUAUGAUCGAAAAACUACAACGGCACGGACAACAAAACUGCUGAGCACGCAUUGUCAUAGUGCUCGCAGAGAGCCAACAUCUAUGUGGGCUCCAGAGAAAACUCUUAAAACUUUAGCUGAGAAGUACUACAGAACUAACACAGAUGGGGAGUGGCCUGAAGGCAUUAGACCAUUCUUGCAUGAAGGUGAUGCUCUGGGCCUUACACCGGCACCUGACUGCUACCUAGCAGUGAAAGCGUUAGGCGGGUGUGUCUCUUGCCUAACAGAUUGUCUCCUCGACAUCCAAAUAUUAGGGAUGUCUCAAUUUACUUCCUAUGCACCCCCCGACGUGCUAAACAGAACGUUACCACCUGAGGUUAAGAUUGAGAAUCAGUGGGAAGGAGGCAGUACUAUGGUUUUGGAUGCGAUAACUUUGAGGAAUUUGAGAAUUGUUCAGGAUGAAGGAUGUUUGUAUGAUCGGUUGAAUUUUUGUUCAACUCAUAUGGGAAAAAGGUUGUUAUACCAAUGGGUAUGUGCACCAAGUUGUAAUCUGUCAGUGAUAAAGGAGAGACAAGAAGCAGUGAAGGCAUUGUUUGAAAAUCAGGAGCUGUGUCAAGAUGCCAAAUCUAUUUUAACUGGUCUACCUGAUUUGGAAAGACUUUUAGCUAAAGUACAUGCUCUAGGAAAUCUAAAGCGGUCGAAACAACACCCAGAUUCGCGUGCCAUAUUUUAUGAAGAAAAGACCUAUUCUAAACGCAAAGUGUUGGAUUUUAUAUCCGUGUUAAAUGGGUACACUGCUGCAUUGAAACUGGUGGAAUUAUUUUCUGAUGUUGAUGCGGCGCUGUUGAAAAGAAUUACCCAGUUUAAGCCAAGUGGAAAAUAUCCGGAUUAUAGAGAUACACUGAAAUUUUUUAAGGAGGCAUUCAACCAAACAGAGGCUGAAAAAGAAGGUCGUAUUCUUCCAGGAGAUGGUGUUGACCAAGAAUACGAUAACACGUUACAACUUAUAAAAGAAAUUGAAGAAGAAUUGAAAGAGUAUCUCAAAGAGCAGGAGAAGUAUUUCAAAUGUCGGCUUACAUAUGUGGGAACAGAUAAGAAAAGAUAUCAAAUAGAAGUACCUCAGAAUUCUGCCUCAAAAGCUGGAGUGGACUACACGUUAGAGGGCGCUAGGAAAGGGUACAAGCGAUUCUCCACAGUUGAGACAAAGGAUUUCCUAGCCCGGAUGAUAGCUGCUGAGGAGCAAAAGACCAACGUACUAAAAGAUCUAAGUCGACGAAUCUUCGAGAAGUUUUCUACUCACUACAAUCAAUGGGAGACCGCAGUACAGUGCCUGUCUACUCUUGAUAUUUUGUUGGCAUUUACUGAAUUUGCAAGGCAACAAACUGGAGAUGUGUGUUUACCUGAACUUACUUAUCAUGAAGACAAAAAGCCAUACAUCAAGAUAAUAGAAGGCCGCCACCCCUGUAUCCCUAUCGUGAACGAGUUCAUCCCCAACGACACCCAGCUGGGCACAGACGAGGCCAGCCUGCUGCUCCUCACGGGCCCCAACAUGGGGGGCAAGUCUACGCUCAUGAGGCAGGCCGGCUUACUUACUGUUUUAGCGCAUUUAGGUAGUUACGUUCCCGCUGAAGAAUGCAGUUUGAGUCUGGUAGACCGUAUCUUUACUCGUCUAGGCGCCUCGGACGAUAUAUUCUCAGGACAGUCUACGUUUUUAGUGGAGAUGAACGAGACCGCGGCGAUAGUCACUCACGCUACUGUCCACUCGCUGGUACUACUUGAUGAGUUGGGUCGUGGUACAUCAACCUACGAUGGUACAGCUAUAGCGUCAGGGGUUUGCGUGGAACUGGCCAAACGCGGGUGCAGAGUCAUAUUCUCUACGCACUACCAUUCACUCGUGCAUCAUCUGUCUUCAUACCCUGGGAUAAUGUUGGGGCAUAUGGCAUGCAUGGUCGAAACAGACGAAUCCACGCCUGAUAACGAAGACCACAUCCCAGAAGAAACGAUAACAUUCCUUUACAAAUUAUCUCCUGGCGCUUGUCCCAAGUCCUACGGAUUCAAUGCGGCUCGUUUGGCAGGAAUACCGAAAGAAAUAACGCUGAAAGCCCAUCAAAUAUCCAAAAAUUUAGAAAAGGAGGCCACAUGUGUUCGAGCCUUUAGGGACAUACUAAAAAUGGGUAGCAACACUAAGGAUCUGAGGACGAUGUUGUCAUCCUUGACAAUUUAA